UUUCUUCACAAAGUUUUAUAAAAUGAGCUUGAACAAUGACGUCUUUCACUAAAAGGUUACUAAUUCUAUUUGUGUUGGUGUACAUAGUUCCAUUAUCAAAUUCUAUUCAAAAUGACAGUGAUGUCGAAGGUAGGAUAGAAUUCUUGCAAAGCUCUAUGGCCAGAAUGGAGCAAAGGAUUUUAACUUUAACAAAGACUGUAAACAAACUUUCAAGAAGAAAGAAUGAAGAACACGUAAUGUUUUAUGCGACUUUGUCAUCUGAUACUGUACUGAACAUAAAUUCUAUCGUGAAAUUCAACGAGAUACAGUUUGAUGAAGGAGCCGAUUUCAACUCUGGAGAUGGUGUGUUUGUAUCCCCUGUAUCAGGUGUCUUCAUGUUUGCUUGGACAACACUCACACAUGGCGGAAAAAGUAUAGAUACAGAACUUAGAGUUGAUAAUGUUGUAAAAGCUCAGCAAAUUAUCUCCCUUGGGUCAUCAGCUGGAAGUAUUCAAACUACCCAGUUUGUGAUUUGCAGGGUAAAGGAAAAGGAUCAUGUCUGGAUUGAAACAGGAGCUGGUUUUACCACUGAAAAUUUCUUUGAUCACCUAUUUAAAGGUUCUAAAAGUUCAUUUAUGGGCAUAUUAAUUCAUGUGGUUUGAACUAAUGACAAAAGUUGUGCAAAUUAAAAUAUUAUCAAGACCUUAUUGAAACUUGUAAUUAAAUGGCUGGAUUUUAGGAUUAACUUAUAGCCUUGUAUA
Mytilus californianus (California mussel) is the source of this 740-nucleotide messenger RNA. RefSeq lists its product as uncharacterized. The record is from RefSeq and is a predicted model, not a curated record. The transcript has 2 exons. Gene Ontology annotation, molecular function: protein binding. Bases 36 to 641 code for a protein of 201 amino acids. NCBI's taxonomy places the organism in Eukaryota, Metazoa, Mollusca, Bivalvia, Mytilida, Mytilidae.